Hypanus sabinus (Atlantic stingray) is the source of this 3473-nucleotide messenger RNA. It is a transcript of the gene mfsd1l, whose product is annotated as major facilitator superfamily domain containing 1-like. Bases 305 to 1840 code for a protein of 511 amino acids. Gene Ontology annotation, biological process: transmembrane transport. The transcript has 13 exons. Gene Ontology annotation, molecular function: transmembrane transporter activity. The record is from RefSeq and is a predicted model, not a curated record. Lineage: Eukaryota; Metazoa; Chordata; Chondrichthyes; Myliobatiformes; Dasyatidae.
AAAGAAAAACUAUGUUCAAAACAUCCGGCACUUCACAUCGGCAAUCCGCUGAACUGUCUUUUAUAAAACGGGAGAAAAUCUGCAGACGCUGGCAGACGUUUCCAAGCAACGCACACAACAAAAUGCUGGAGGAACUCAGCAGGCCAGGCAGCAUCUGAUGAUGGGUCUCGGUCCGGAACGUCGAUGAUACUCUCUUCCGUAGAUGCUGCCUGGCCUGCUGAGUUCCUCCAGAACUUUGUGUUAAUUACAAAACGAAUAGACUUCCCUUUGUCUUUUGGAACAGACUUCCGUGUUGUUCCCGGCGAUGACGUCGGCUGUCGCGCUCAGCGGUGCAAGGACGCCUGCGUCUGAAACUGAGAACAAAUACCGGAACACUCGGACUCGUCAAAUCCGGCUUCGGGAACGGAGCAGGUUCUCCAACAUGGCUCAGCCAGCAGAAAGAGCCUAUUACAGAUUCUUGUUACUAUUCUUCAACUGUCUGCCAGGGUUUGCUUCCUGCUUCUACUUUGGAAUUCCCAGUGUGCUUCAGGACAAGUUCCAGGGGAAUAUCACUUGUUUUAAUUCUACCAUGACUAAUGGGACAGCAGACUGUGUGGAAGGAUUGGGAAUGACCUCAGAGCAGUUCAACCUUCUCUUUGCUACCUAUGCAUGGACAAAUGCUGUGGUGGUGAUACUGGCUGGGUUCUUCACAGACAAGCUGGGAAAUUGCAUUGGAGUCAUCUUCUCCUACUUUAUUAUUAUGCUGGGCUCGGCUACCUUUGCUUUAGGAUCCCAUUUCAAAGGCACCAGUUACCUACUGCCAUUGAUGAUCAUUGGCCAGUUUCUCGCUGGCUCAAGCAGUGGGUCAUUCUAUCUUGUUCAGGACCGUAUUAUCGCUUUCUGGUUCAAAGAUAAGGAGUUGUCGUUGGCCUUUGGGCUGAAUUUGGCCUUCUCUCGUCUUGGCAGUGUCCUCAACUAUUUAUUAACCGAAUCUUUUGAAUCACGUUUUGGGCUGCAGUGGACUCUUUGGGCAGGAGCUUUGUUGUGUGUUCUUGGCUUUGUCUCAGCCCUCAUCGUUGGCAUCCUGGACAGAAGUGGGGCACAACAGCUGGGACUUGACGUUGUCCACCAGCAGGAAUCCAAAAAAGUGAGACUAAAGGAUAUUUGUCAUUUGUCUCUCCGCUACUGGCUGCUGGUUCUUACCAUCAUGUUCUUCUAUAAUGGAUUCUUUCCAUUUAUUGCUGAUGCUACCAAGUUCAUUCAGGAUAAGUAUUCUAGGUACAGUAAUCAGGAAGCCUCCUACAUCGCUGGUGCUGUGUUCGAUACCUCGCUGCUUCUACUACCCAUAGCUGGAAUCCUCACUGAUUACAUAGGAUUACGAGGAAUACUUGUCUCGAUGUGUGCUGGGUUGACAGUCCCUGUUUUUGCUCUUUUGGCAUUCACCUUCGUACCACCAGUGGUUUCAAUGAUAUGGCUGGGAGUCACCUAUUCAUUUGCUGUUACUAGCCUGUGGCCCUCUAUCAUUUUAGUGGUUCCUUCGGCAAACCUUGGAACAGCUUUAGGAAUCGCUACUUCAGUGCAAAUGAUUGGUGUUGGUGUUUGCAACUUGAUUGUUGGACGGAUACUUGGAACCAAAUUCAGUGAUCCGAAGAUCCCAGUGUGGCGCUGGCAGUGGAUGUUGAUCUUCAUGCUGGCCAACACCAUCUGCUGUUUCAUCACUUCCGUCAUUCUCAAUAUAGUGGACACAAGACAGGGUAACACAUUGAACAAAACCACCAAGCAGCUUGAGGCUACAAAAGAGGAAAACCAAACAGCUUCAGAGACAUCUCCUCUGUUAACAGACAGAGACAAUGACAACUGAGGAAUGCUUUAGCUGUUUUGAUUUGAGAGAGAAAAUGGACAAUUCUCCAGAUUAACUUUUUUAUUUUACUUUAUUGAAGUGUGAUUCUCCCAGUAUAAUCAAUUCUCACAUGAAAUUUCAAAAUCAACUUUUUUUUUUAGCUGAUCAGAGAACAAAUGAGCUGAUAGUGGACUUCAGGAAGCUGCUCACUCUCUCCACUUCUGAUCCCUCUAUGAGGAUUGGUAUGUGUUCCUUCGUCUUACCCUUCCUGAAGUCCACAAUCAGCUCUUUUAUCUUACUGACGUUGAGUGCCAGGUUGUUGCUGCGGCACCACUCCACUAUUUGGCAUAUCUCACUCCUGUAUGCCCUCUUGUCACCACCUGAGAUUCUACCAACAAUGGUUGUAUUGUCAGCAAGUUUAUAGAUAGUAUUUAAGCUAUGCCUAGCCACACAGUCAUGUGUAUAUAGAGAGUAGAACAGUGGGCUAAGCACACAUCCCUGAGGUGCACCAGUGUUGAUCAUCAGUGAGGAGGAUAUGUUAUCACCAAUCCACACAGAUUGUGGUCUUCCAGUUAGGAAGUCAAGGAUCCAAUUGCAGAGGGUGGUACAGAGGCCCAGGUUCUGCAACUUCUCAAUCAGGAUUGUGGGAAUGAUGGUAUUAAAUGCUGAGCUAUAGUGAAUGAACAACAUCCUGACAUUGGUGUUUGUGUUGUCCAGGUGGUCUAAAGCUGUGUGGACAACCAUUGAGAUUGCUUCUGUCGUUGACCUAAUCAAGUGAUAUGCAAAUUGCAAUGGGUCCAAGUCCUUGCUGAGGCAGGAGUUCCAUCUAGUCAUGAUCAAACUCUCAAAGAAUUUCAUCACCUUUGAUAUGAGUGCUACUGGGCAAUAGUCAUUAAGGCAGCCCACAUUAUAGGCACCGGUAUAAUUGUUCUUUUUGAAGUGGGAACUUCCACCCAUAGCAGUGAGAGGUUGAAAAUGUCCUUAACUACUCCCGCUAGCUGGUUGGCACAGCUUUUCAGAGCCUUACCAGGUACUCCAUCAGCACCUUCCACCUUGCGAGGGUUCAUUCUCUUUAAAGACAGCCUAACAUCAUCAUCUGAGGCAGAGAUCACAGGGUCAUCAGGUGCAGCAGGGAUCUUCACAGCUGUAGUUGUGUUCUCCCUUUCAAAGCAGCAUGCAUAGAAGGUGUUGAGUUCAUCUGGUAGUGAAGCAUCGCUGCCAUUCAUGCUAUUGGAUUUCUCUUUGUAGGAAGUAAUGUCUUGCAGCCCCUGCCAGAGUUGCCGUGCAUCCAAUGUUGCCUCCAACCUCGUUCGAAAUUGUCUCUUCAGUCUUGAAAUAGCCCUCUGCAAGUCAUACCUGGGUCACCAGACUUGAAUGCCAUAGAUCUAGCCUUCAGCAGACAACAUACCUCCUGGUUCAUUCAUGGCUUUUGUUGGGAAUGUACAGUAAGUCUUUGAGGGGACACACUCAUCCACAUCUAGGAGGGAGUCUAAGAUGCAAUUAAAGUCUCCACCUACCAUUAUGUUAGAGUCAGACAGAUUACGCAUGGCCUUAAAGAGGUUCUGAAAAAAAAACUGGAUCAAAGUUGGGCCUGUACGCAUUUACUAGUGUCAAUGGUGUAGAAUUUAAUAUUCCAUUUACUAUUACACAUCUG